AUGACGGAGGUUUCAUCCACCCGAUUGUAUCUUGGGAACCUUCCCCGCAAUGUCACCAAACAGGACAUCGAGGAACACUUCAGUACUCAUGGCUCCGGUAAGAUCACGGAGAUCAAGCUGAUGAACGGCUUCGGCUUCAUCGAAUAUGAAGAUGCGAUGGAUGCCCGUGACGUUGUACCUGAUGGCAGUGACUUCAAAGGAGAGCGACUGACAGUGCAGUUUGCUCGUGGUCCUCGACGCAAGGAGAACUUUCCUGGUCCCCAGGAUCGCCCGGCAGUUCCUCGUCCUCGUCGUACCAUGUUCCGGAUGCAGAUCUCCGGUCUCCCUGAAACUAGUUGGCAGGACUUGAAAGACUUUGCUCGCCAGUCAGGACUGGAUGUGGUCUACUCCGAGACCGGCCGCGAACAAGGAAGAGGGUUUGUUGAAUUCGAAACCGCAAACGACCUCAAGACUGCCGUGGAAAAGCUGGACCAGCACGAUUUCAAAGGCUCUCGCGUGACCUGCGUUGCGGAUUUUGCUCCCCAGGAAACCAACACCCCGUCUCAUCUCUUUCUUCAGAUCCAAAGCUAUGAAGACCGUCCGUACCGUGAACCGUACCGGUCUCGCUCCCCACGGCGGCCCUAUCCUCCCAUGGACGAAUACGACCGAAGGUUCCCCGCGCCCCGUGGAUACAGUCCCCGGGACCAUUAUCGUGAACGAUCACCCGUUCCCAUGCGCGCAGGAUACUAUGAACGCGAUGGCUAUGGACGCCGUACGCCCCCGCGCCCCCGGAUGGAGGACUACCCGCCUCCCCGCCGUCCGUACGAGGACCCUUAUGAUGCCCGGCCUCCGCCCCCGCCGCGCCACUAUGAUGACCCCUAUCUAGCGGCGCGGGCCAUAUGGCCGCCCACGUUCUCCUCCCCGAAGUGA
Penicillium cataractarum is the source of this 909-nucleotide messenger RNA. RefSeq lists its product as uncharacterized. The record is from RefSeq and is a predicted model, not a curated record. NCBI's taxonomy places the organism in Eukaryota, Fungi, Ascomycota, Eurotiomycetes, Eurotiales, Aspergillaceae. Gene Ontology annotation, cellular component: ribonucleoprotein complex; cytoplasm; nucleus. The transcript has 6 exons. Gene Ontology annotation, molecular function: mRNA binding. The coding region runs from base 1 to 909 and encodes 302 amino acids.